This is a messenger RNA of Fundulus heteroclitus (mummichog), 1267 nucleotides long. RefSeq names its product CY domain-containing protein. Lineage: Eukaryota; Metazoa; Chordata; Actinopteri; Cyprinodontiformes; Fundulidae. Bases 178 to 615 code for a protein of 145 amino acids. The transcript has 5 exons. The record is from RefSeq and is a predicted model, not a curated record. Gene Ontology annotation, molecular function: cysteine-type endopeptidase inhibitor activity.
ACAUACCAAAGCAGGCUGACUGCUGACACACACACAUUCACCCACACAGGAGCUUGUUCACUCUUCGUCUGCUCCAAUAUUUGUCUCACUUUUCCUCACAGUCGGAGCAACAACAGCAAGUUUAUUGCUAACUUCCCGGAAACGUCUGUGUGACUGACAAGUCGUUGGAACACAAAGAUGUAUCUGCCGUUGUCAGUGCUGAUAUGCCUGUCAGUCUUCCAGCUUUGUGCUGGAGAUCCGCCUGUGGAGGAAGCCAUUGUAACCAGAAAAGUGACUCCUCUGGGCGGCUGGGUUGAGAAAAGUCCAGAGUCAAAAGACAUUCAGAAGGCCAUUCAGCAUGCUGUGGAAGUGUUCAACACACGCUCCAAGGCCAAGAGGUUGUACAAAGCGGUCUCUGUUACCAGCGCUAAAUCUCAGGUGACUAAUAUGAUCAGCUAUAAGAUCCAGAUGGUCCUUGGAAAAACCCAAUGUCUCAAAUCUGAAAACCAUGACUUGGAGAGCUGCAUUUUGAAUAAAAAGCAACUGAAGUGCCUCUUUGAGCUGACUUUGAACCCCCGCACUGACAAGUAUGAGCUGCAUGCUAAAAACUGCAACAAAAUUGUGAAGAAGGUUUAAUUCUUUUUUUUACGGAAUCGACAUUUUUUUAUAGCUUCAUAGUUGUGACUGGUUUUAAAAAAUACUUUCAGUACAUACUUACAGCAACACGUUAAAAGUAAUUCAAUGGAAAAAGUAAAACUGGAUGCAGAUUAAAAGUGAUUUGGGUUGAAAAAAAUCAACAAGUUAAAGACAUUUAGCUUUAGUAACUGUUGCUCAAAACUUAUUAAAUGCAUUUUGAUUUAGAAUUCAUGUGUUUUUGUGACACUUGCUUGUACGUUGAACUCAGCGAUAAACACCAAAAAAUAAAUCAUCUCUUGAUUAAAAAAAAAAAAUUAUUGCUUGUCGGGAGAUUGGAGACUGUUCAAGUGUAAAUAAACAAUUAUAUAUUUCAUACUUUUAAAAACCCUUUUAAAUAACAUCAUUUUAAAAGUUGUUUUCAUUCUGAUGGCUUGUUAUCUGCAUAUUUUUUAUUAUAGGUAAAUAGGAUAAUACUAAUAAAUAAAAAGACAUCUCUCAUAUAUUUUACUUCAAGAAAACACUCAGAGGGUCAAGUUUUUCAGCAGCUUUAUAAUCUGUUUUAAUCUGUGCAAGAGGGAAGAUUGGCUCCAAACAAUACUAUGUCAUCCACAAUUAUUUGAAACCCUAAUAAAGAUAUGAACACACCUAAAAA